Sungouiella intermedia is the source of this 2658-nucleotide messenger RNA. Lineage: Eukaryota; Fungi; Ascomycota; Pichiomycetes; Serinales; Metschnikowiaceae. The record is from the annotation of a GenBank genome assembly.
AUGCCCACUACGGUCUUCGACGAGCUUCAGGCGUAUGCAUCUGACACCCCCGUGAUCUCGCCAAAGCAAUUGGCCUCCAAUGAGAAGCUCAAACUUACUGGACGUAUCAUUGAGGUGGUGACUUCGUUGCCCACUCAGAUUUGCAAGAAAUCAGAGGUUAAUUCCGUUGCCACAUACUGGGAUGUUGAGCCUGUGCGUGGCCAAUCUGCUUUGUAUCUGUCACUUUUCUUUCUUCAACAACAGACGGACUGGGAGACUCAUAUUGUUGGAUGGACGGGUGAGUUGGUCAACAAGUCGGACCGUUCCAGCGACUUGAGCACAGAGAACAUUAAGGACGAUCCAUUGUAUUUGGACUCUGAAGACAAGACGGUCUUGGAGAUGAAGUUGCGCAAGGCCACCAAGAGUGACCAUGUGCAUCCGGUUUGGUUGUUGCGUAGAGACCAAAGCAGAUGGAGACAGUAUGCUGAGAAUGUCAUCUGGCCGCUUUUCCACUACAUUCAGGGCCAGCCAUCUGAUGGUAAGGAGGAUGCUCAGGCGUGGCACGACUAUGUGAAGUUCAACGAGGCCUACUUCCAGAAGAUCAAGUCAAUCUACAAGCCUGGUGAUAUCAUCUGGAUCCACGACUACUAUUUGCUUUUGUUGCCGCAAUUAUUGCGGAUGGAGUUUCCAGACGCCUACAUUGGUUUGUAUGUUCAUGCUCCGUUCCCAUCGUCUGAGUACUUCCGAUGCUUGCCCAAACGAACUCAGUUGUUGGACGGAAUGUUGGGCUCCGAUAAGAUCGCGUUCCAGAGUGACUCGUUUCAGAGACAUUUCCUUAGUUGCUGCGCAAGAGUGUUGGGUCUUGAGGUCACGCAGACUUCAGUGCAAGCGUAUGGAACAAGUAUCUCCGUGGAGACGUUGCCCAUUGGAAUAGACACCAAGAAGAUCGAGCAUGAUGCCUUCUCCGCCGAUAACGGCGUGGACGACAAGGUCAAGGCACUCCGUGAUGUUUACCCCGACAAGAAAAUUAUUGUGGGACGUGACAGGUUGGACAUGGUUCGUGGUGUGGUUCAGAAACUCGAAGCCUUCUCUAUGUUCUUGCAAAUGUAUCCAGAAUGGAGAGAUAAGGUCGUUUUGAUUCAGGUGUCAUCUCCAGGUUUUUCCCACAGCUCCAAGGUGGAAAAGAAGGUGACUGAGUUGGUCAACCAAAUCAACUCCCAGUAUGGUAGCUUGAACCAUACUCCUGUUCUCCACUACCAUAUUCGAAUCAAUAAGGAUGAGUAUUUGGCGUUGCUCCGUGUCGCCGACUUAGCACUUAUCACUUCUGUUCGUGACGGCAUGAACACUACCUCGCUUGAAUUUGUUAUUUGCCAGAAACAAAAGAAGUCGCCCUUGAUCUUGUCGGAAUUCACAGGAACUGCGUCCGUGUUGAACGAGGCAAUCUUGGUCAACCCUUGGGAUUCAGUUGGAAUUGCAAAGACCAUAAACGACUGUUUCUCCAUGUCUGAUGCCAAGAAAGCUCAGCUCGAAGACAAGUUGUAUAAGCAAGUCACAUCGAACACUAUUCAGAGCUGGACCUCGAAGUUUUUGGAGCACCUUAUCGAGCAAGUCGACCAAACUCACCAGACACACUUUACACCUACCUUGAAUCGUCCAUUGUUAUACAAUAAUUAUCAGCAUCUGAAGAGACGGCUCUUCCUUUUCGAUUACGAUGGUACAUUGACUCCAAUUGUCAAAGACCCGGCUGCAGCUAUUCCUUCUUCCAAGCUUCUCGAGAUUGUCGAUAAGUUGACAGCAGAUCCCCACAACCAAUUUUGGAUCAUUUCUGGCAGAGAUCAAGCCUUUUUAGAGAAAUGGUGGGGCUCCAAAAACGUCGGUCUCUCUGCUGAGCAUGGCUGUUUUAUGAAAGAUAUUGGUAGUGACAAGUGGUACAACCUUGCUGCCACUUUCGACAUGUCGUGGCAACUUAAGGUGGACGAUGUUUUCAAGAAAUACACAGAUGCGACACCAGGAUCAAAUAUUGAGCGGAAAAAGGUGGCAUUGACCUGGCACUACAGACGGUCAGACCCAGAUUUGGGUACGUACCAAGCCGAAAGGUGCAUGGAGGAGCUCAAGAAUGGUAUUGCAAAGGAAUAUGAUGUGGAAGUGAUGGCUGGAAAGGCCAACAUUGAGGUCAGACCCCGUUUCGUUAACAAGGGAGAAAUCGUCAAGAGACUUGUUUUAAAUCCCCAUGGAGCUAAGCAAGACCCUCACGCGGUAAAGCUCGACCCAGAUGCUACGCCAGUGGACCAGUUGCCAGACUUCAUGAUGUGUCUUGGAGACGAUUUGACCGAUGAAGACAUGUUCCGUUCGCUUAAGGACAUUGAGGAGCAGUGGCAUUUGAAGGAAUUGCCAAAGAAUAAGUACGGAUCCUAUGGAGUUUACCCAGUGCUUGUUGGUCCAGCAGCCAAGAAGACCCUUGCAACUGCCCAUUUGAACGAUCCAUCGCAAGUGAUCGAUACUUUGGGUCUUUUGGCAGGUGAAGUGUCGUUGUUCGAAAGUGCUGGAUCAGUUGAUCUUGAUGACCGUGGCCAUGUCACCAACAGUGAGUCGAGCAAGCAGUCUCAACUCAGAGCUGCUGCUUCUAGAGAAGCUAAUAUGGCCAAGUCGUCGAGUCGCGAGUCUACACCUCAACCUUGA